AACCAUGGUUUCCACCAAAACCAGUAGCUAGCUUUUUCAUGCCACUGGUUUUUACAAACAUUGUUACGCCCAAUCACAUCUUACUUUAAGGUAUAUAAAACUAUCUUCACUCAAUUGCAUCUUCAAUCAAAACAAAAUCAAGCUACAGAGGUUUCUUCCGUUUUUAUCUACCAAUUAGCCAUACACUAAACUAGCAAGAUUUCAAAUUAUUUCAUGAUGAGUUCAACAAGCAGAAUUUGGACAGUUGCAGCUAGUGUUGGAGUUGUGGAAGCCUUGAAAGACCAAGGUUUAUGCAGGUGGAAUUAUGGUUUAAGAUUAGCUCAACAUCAUGUCAAAAAUCAUUUGAGAUCUUUGUCUCAAUCAAAGAAGCUUUCUUCUUCUUAUUCUUAUGCUAUGGUUUCUAAUAGAUUAAAGGAAGAACAGGCAAAGCAAUCUGAGGAAUCUUUGAGGACAGUCAUGUACUUAAGUUGUUGGGGUCCUAAUAAUUAGACCCGUUAAUAUUGUAACAUAUAUUGACAUGUACAUUUUGUUUAAUGGAAGUGUUAAGAAAAUUCAAAACUUA
Molecule: messenger RNA, 562 nt
Organism: Lathyrus oleraceus (garden pea)
Lineage: Eukaryota; Viridiplantae; Streptophyta; Magnoliopsida; Fabales; Fabaceae
Exons: 1
Coding region: 214-489 (91 amino acids)
Source: RefSeq, a predicted model, not a curated record